Molecule: messenger RNA, 546 nt
Organism: Cornus florida
Lineage: Eukaryota; Viridiplantae; Streptophyta; Magnoliopsida; Cornales; Cornaceae
Product: 24.1 kDa heat shock protein, mitochondrial-like
Exons: 2
Coding region: 1-546 (181 amino acids)
Source: RefSeq, a predicted model, not a curated record
AUGGCGUCUUCUUCAGUACUUGUCACCACCGGCGCCUGUGGACUCAUGAUGAAAUCCUUCCCCUCCAACCGCUUCCCAACGACUCUGUUCGCUGGUUUCCCUUCUCCAUUGAUGACCACAGAUUCGGACUCGGACUCUGACGAUUCCGAAGCUCCCAUCCCAAAAGAUUGUACGUUGAAGAAUCCAUUCCUAGCAAGAGGAAGGAUCUUCCCUUUUGUUGCGAAAGAGAGAGAGGACUCGUAUCUGGCAAAGGUUGAUUUGCCAGGUCUCUCGAAAGAAGAUCUGAAGGUGUGGGUUGAAAACCAUCGUCUGUAUUUCAAAGGAGAUGAAGAAACAAACGGUGAUGAAGCAGAAUUUGGUAAUGAUGAAGAGGACGAUAACUUUGAUGGUGGCCCGAGGAGUUACUUGGGUUCUGUGGAUCUUGCUGAGGGAAGUUACGCGGUGGAUCAGAUCAAAGCCGAGCUCAAAAAUGGCGUUCUGAAGCUGGUCGUCCCCAAGCUCAAGCUCCAAAACAGGAGCGAUGUUUUCCUCGUCAAUGUCGAUUGA